UGGCUGGUCACUUCAGUCUACUGACGCGCCUUCCGGUAGCGGAUUCGGUUGGUGACGCAGAAGCCUGAGCAUUAGCGAAGAAAAUAUAUCGGGGGGGCGGAAAAAAAGUCGAAAGAAGAAGAGAAAAGAGAGCAAGAGAAUUCAGGAGACUGUAGCUGGUGUUUUGAAGCGGGUUGCGGCGGUGUUUUCCGACGUGACGGCAGAAAAUAAUCGACUCCGGAUUGGUCUGUGCCGAGCUCGGUUGUUUGGGCCCGGACAGGUUAAUUGUCAAGAAAGAUUGGACGAAUUCUGUGUUUCUUCAAUGAGGAACUACAGGUUGAUCUUCUGCCACAAUCUCAAGCAACCAUAGCUGGCUAAAAAAAAUGCUUAUUCACUAAGGGUGAUUGGUGUAUAAGUUAUUUUUUAAGUGGGUGUCUGUGCUCAGAGACAAAACGGCUUUGCUUUUUGGCUGAAGGAAGAUAUGAGGAAGAGCUUCUCUCCUUCACCGAGUAACAACAACUCUUUAACUACUAACAAAUUUUUCGGAGUUCCUCUUAAUGAGCUACAGAAACAGGGACAUCAUCCAGGGAAUGGAUCUCGAUUAUUAGUAAAGCAUAUUGUGGAGUAUCUGGAGGCAUAUGGCAAUAUUGAAGAUGAACUUGGAAGGAAGUUGAAAUGCUUCUUAGAUGAGCUUCCAGUAGUUAACUACAAUCUCCUGAAGUUUCUCUGUAAAUACCUGGUCAAGGUAGCAUUACAAAAGGAAGAGAAGUGGACUUCAAGGAAUCUUGCUGCUGUAUUUGACCUGGAUGUUUUCCAUAUUUGUGCAGAUGUGGAAGAUAUGAAAGAACAAGAAACAGCUAGCAAUAUAAUGUCUGAACUCCUGGAAAAUUACAGUGAUUUCUUUGGUACUGAAGAGUUUCUGCCCACAAAUAUUUCAAAUUCAUUUUGUGUCGAGGUUACAGAAUCAUGUGAAGGAGUUAAAAUAGAACAAACUGAUGCACUUCCUGAAGAAUCUGAAAGGAUGUUGUUGAUGAAUGCUGAACACUUGACGAUAAUGAAGAAUACAACUGAAUCUGACAUUUUUUUGUCAGCUAGUGCUCAUGGCUCCUCUAUCAACCAAUUGACUAUAUCUGCAGAAGAAGAUCUCACCGAAGAGAACAAUCAUAACUCUGAAAUCAAUAAAUCAGCCCUUUCUGAAGCUUUACAGCAUGCCGAUAGUUUGGAAGAGAAUGAUCAGAAGCUUUCACUUCAUAAUUGUACAUUGGAAGCACUGAAAAUUCGUUUGCACCAGGAUGUUGAAAAUGUUGUGGAAAAUGUGUCUGUCCCCAGUGUUCCACUCCUGAAUGUGCCUGAAGAAAGCUUGGACAAUGAGCCAAUUAUAAAUGAAGAAAAUAACAAUAAAACAGAAAUGCCAGGAAGUACUUCUGUUUCUGAAAUUGACAUAGGCAGUUCUUUCAUGUUAACCUUGAAUUCAUCUACGGAAAUUUAUGAUUUAAAUGCUAAUAAAGAGCCUGAUGUGUCAAAAAACCAAGAAGUUUCUAAUCAGGAUAACAGAGUGCGGCCAGAAAUUGCUCACCUUGAUCUGAAAAGGGUGACUGAGACAAGUGAUUGGGAAGCGCCAUGUACAAUCACUUUUCCCUUCAUUGAUUUCAAAACAAUGCAUCUUCAAAGAGAUGGGGAUGAUCCUGUUCCUGCAUUUAAAUCAUGGCAGGAUGAAUAUGAGCAUGAAUUAGGAGAGGCACAACUUUCACCACAAGCAGGCAGAUUGAUUAGCCACCCCCUUGAAGAGGACCCACCACCUAUGUUGUGCCGACGUUACCUCAAUUUUGGUCACAGUCAACGCUUUAUACACCAGUCUGAUUCAAAAACCUCUUCUUUGAAGGGGCUUUCCUCAUUUAGACCACGAAGAUCAUCAUUUGAUUCCAAUGAUGAAAAAGAAGAGCACGCUCAAUUGCAGCUGACUAAAAAAGUUCAGAACAUCAAAAAGAAAAUAAAAUUAUUUGAAGAACAGUUUGAAAAAGAGAGAAAGUAUAAGCCAUCCCACAGUGACAAAGUAGCAAAUCCAAAGGUUUUGAAAUGGAUGAAUGAACUGGUCAAGUUACGCAAACAGUUAAAAGACGUAAAAUACAAAACUUCAGAAAAUGAUUUGGAAAUUCUACCUGUAAUACGACCACGGAGCAAUACUCUUCCAAAGAGCUUUGGCUCGUGUUUGGAACAUGAACAAAGAGAUGUAUCAAAAGAAACAUCAGAGAAAGAGAAAAAGCCAUCUAAGGAAGCAACAUUGGAAACAAUUUUAAAAAGACUUAAAGAAAAACGAGCUGAGGAAGACUGGCCUGAAGAUAUUAAGGAAAUGCGUCAAAAUCAUUUAACGGCAGAGAAGAUAGCCCUUCAGAGGAGCCUGUUAUACUUUGAGAGUCUUCAUGGUCAUCCGGUAACAAGGGAAGAAAAGCAGCUAGUGAAACCUUUGUAUGAUCGAUAUCGCCUUGUGAAACAGAUGUUGGCCAAAGCAAGUGCAACACCAGUUGUUGGCUCUCCAUCAACCAAACGUCGUGGCCAGACAUUACAGCCAAUCAUUGAAGGUGAAACGGCUCACUUCUUUGAAGAAAUAAAGGAAGAGGAGGAGGAUGAGGAUGAGGAUGACUGUAAUGUAACAGCAGACUUCACCUUUACCCUAAGGCCAGGCUUACAUGCUAGGAACUUUUUAGAUCAGUUGGAUAAUGAUCACAAUACAAUUGCAUCAACUGUAAAAGAGACUUCAGUAAGGCUGAGUCUUGACUUAGGGGUAUCAAGCAUGCAUGCUGCAUCAAUGCCAGAACUGCUUGAACAACUCUGGAAAGCAAGAGAUGACAGAAAGAAGUUACGUAAGACACUGCGUGAGUUUGAAGAAAAAUUUUAUAAAAAAAAUGGAAGGAAUGUACAAAAAGAAGAUCGUACUCCAAUGAUUGAAGAGUACAGAGAAUAUAAACGGAUAAAAGCCAGAGUCAGGCUUUUGGAAGUUCUUAUUAGCAAGCACGAUACAGCAAAAUCACUUUAAGUUGGUUUGAUGUUCAUCAGUACUAUCUUUACCACGAGCAAUGCAUUGAACGCUUUAUCAAUGGAACUGGUGCUUACCUCUUUUGUAACUUAACCCUUGCCUAAAGCCAAUUUGUGCACUUACUCUGAUGCUUUUUACAUGGUAAUGAGCAAAGGGUAUUGUUGUAUCUCAAGCUAUGAACAGUAGAUGGCUCCAGAGUAACUAAAUCUAUACUGACUAAUGCUUUGUAAGGUUGAUGCAUCUUGUUCUGGAAUUGACAAUAAUAAUAUAUUUACUGUGGGUACUUAAAUGUUUUUUUAAUUAUCUGUUAAUGAAAGUGUAUAAUACUGAAUCAUUUACCUGUCCAUAAUCCAUCAAGACUGAUUACAAACUGCAGAUUGAUAGAUUUAUGUCAUUUCCAUCUGUGCUUGCUGUAUUAAAAAGCUAGAAAAUGUUUAACGUUUUUUUUUUUCAGUUCCAGAACCAAAUUUUCAGUUUGGACUUCAGUUUUCUAAAGCAUUUGUCAUAAAGUUGCUACUCUGUUCAGAGCAGAUUUCCUCUUGAACCAUCGAAGUGGGCAGAGUCUGAGCCAGAAAGUUGUGGUAUUACACUUGCUGUAUAUAAUAGAUUGAAGUUGUUUGUUACUGUAGUUUGCUGUCCACAAUGGUACAGAAAGCACUAAUAUACAGUAAAUGUUUACUAAAUUGCUGUUACGUUUACUAAGUGUAUUAACAUUGAGAUUUGUUCUGCGAAGUGAAAUAUUUGGCAGCAUUUGAUUUAUGAAUGUUUUAGUGUAAAAUACCUGCUUUCAGUAUAACUUCCUGUGCCACUUUUUAUGCUGAAGACUGUUCUAUAGCAGGACAAAGUGUAAAGUUUAUUGUGCAGUGAUCUUGUUUUUUUCUUAAACACUUUUGGAAACAAUAUGAAAACUUUUUGAGUCUCCUUGUCAUUCAAAGAAAUAAGAUGGGUGUUGCUUUAUAAUACUAUUUGUAACUGUGAUUUCAUUGCAUGCAUCUACUGUAUGUGUAAUUUAAGCAGCUAUCUUUUUUGCAUGAUUUUAAUAAGUAGUACUUGCAAAAUCUCUGAAUGUAAACAGCACAAGGACCCUUUAUUGAAAGCAGAAAUUUAAUCUGGACUACAAUGGUGCAUCUUAGUUAGAAAAUAUCCAUUGAGAGAUAUUGUGUACAUUUUUGUACAUGAUCAGGUUUCGUCUUUGUGUAACAAAAACAGCAAAAUGGUUAGGCACUGUAGUAUGUUGAAUAUUCACUGUUUGAAAAAUUACAAUAUUACUGCAUUUAAAUAUGAAGACUUUAAUAAAUGCAUGGUCUCAGCACUUUCAGGUGUUUUCUUGUGUGCAUCCAUGUACGUGAUACAUUGCUAUCAAAUGUAUCAUUUCCACAUUUCAGUUUUAAUCUGAUAUUUUUAAACCUGUUUAUAAUCUGUAUAUUUUACAAUGUUGAAAUUUUUAAACCAGUCUUAUCCACACUUGCUUGAUUCACAGUUAGAAAUUGCUUAAGAAUUUAAGGUUGAAUUCAGUUUUACCGGAGUAAGUAGAAAAAAGAAUCACAAAAACAAUAACAUUUAAAAUUUGAUCUCUGGAACAACAUUCUAAUAUGUCGGAGAUGUUUAAAGCCGUUUAUUGCUUUGGAAUAAACAAAUUUCAUGUAACGAAACCUUGGAGGGCAAAAACUUCAUAAUGUGCCAUCAUUUUUGCCACCCUGGAACUUUUGGUUUCAUGUUAUGAACUGUAGGAUUUACCACAGUGCAUGUUACAUGUCAAUUAUUUAUUUUUGAAGUUUAAUAUAUCAGCUAGUUUUCCUAAUAUAUAUGCUGUGUCAUUUACUUUUACUUUUAAUAAAGUGUUUCCCAUAUUAGUCUGGCAUUUACUUGAAUGGAUUCACAGUUUGUUAGAAAACCAUAGCAAUAGUUACACAUCCAAUUAUAGCAUAUCCCAGCAACAUUUGUCUUAAUAGUAUAACAUGAAAAUAUAUUUUUGCCAGUGUGCUGUGACAUAGAUCAUAGACUGGAUGUUACCAUAUUAAUGAAAGCUAGGUAACGCAGAUUUUAUUUUUCUUUAUUCAUGUAGUUCAGUUUGUCAGUGAUUUCUGAAUGAAGUAGCAUGCACAAAGCAUUCAGGUAAUUAUCAAAAAUUUCUAAAAUGCAGUUUGCUUAUCAUCUGUCUGGCUGAAAUGUGAUUCUUCACAAGUGAAGUGCCUUAGUGUGAUUUGGAAUUUAUUGACUUUACACUCAGCAUCAAAAUCUACAAUCGGGCCUGAAUUCCUAGUUGCCCUGAGCCAUUGCUUGUCAUUAUUCAAUGCACCAAAUAAAAUUUUUCCAAUGUAAAUAGUGACUCAUCAUUUCUGCAUUUUCUAUUCUGCACUGCAUUUGGGAAAAUAACAAUAAGGUGAGAAAGUGAAGAUGUUAUAGAGAUCCAUUCAUCAUAAUAUUCAAGGGCCAUGUAAUGCACUCCUGUUCCUUUUGAUAUGACCUGAAAUGAAAAUUACCAGAUGAAUGAGCAGUGAAGGCAAUUAAGUGAGGGCUGAUCAACUAGUUAUGUAGCAGAUACAUGCCUAACAUAAUCUUUUGGAAAAUGGCUGCUGAUAUUUGGGUAGCACUAAAUAAAUCUGUCAUACACUCGAAGAUCAGCUAAAUUAGAAUCUGCCAUGUAUGAAUCAAGUAAGUUCUUGGUGAGAUUUGUGAAAAACAACUAUUGGAUUGAGAUAACUGGUGCAGAUGUUCCCUGCUGUAUAUCUUCUCUCUUUUCAACAGUUCCAAGGAUGGAUUUUUAGUUUUUCUAUUCCUUUUGUCUCUUGAUUGAUCAUCCCCCACCCCAUUUAAAUCAAACCAGAAUUGUGCCUAUUGCUAUAUGCAUGACUUUUUAAAUAAGCCUAAUUUUUGUGUUAGAUGUUUGGCUUGAUUUGUGUGAAUUUAGAUUGCAAGGGUUGUAUAGAAAUUCUUUACAGUAAAACUUUACAGAGCAAACUUCAAUUAAUGGAUCUUGUAGCAGAUGAAACUUCUACACCCUAGAGGUUAGUGUCAGCAGGAAUCUAAGUAACUUGUAUUUGUACAAAGUUAAUGUUAACAAAAGCAUUCUAGAGAGGCUCCGAGUUGGGAGAGAUUUGGAGACCGGGAGGUUGUAGAAUCUGCUAGGGGAUGAGGAGAAACAACAACAUCUAGGUAAGAUUAAUUGUUCUCUGAUUUGAAGAAGAUAUUGACAACAUUAACCUAUGACCUAUCUAUUAAUGUUUUGUAUGAAGCAAGAUUGGAAUUUGGCUAAUGAGAUGUUUAUAUGACCAAAAUGUGGUAAAGAAAUACUCAGUAUUUAUGUCUAACUGGUAUAAUGUGCUUGCUGCGUCACUUGAAUAAAAUGAUCAUAAUCCUGUA
Messenger RNA from Rhincodon typus (whale shark), 6376 nucleotides. RefSeq names its product protein FAM13B. The record is from RefSeq and is a predicted model, not a curated record. The transcript is spliced from 22 exons. Lineage: Eukaryota; Metazoa; Chordata; Chondrichthyes; Orectolobiformes; Rhincodontidae. Bases 461 to 3013 code for a protein of 850 amino acids. Gene Ontology annotation, biological process: signal transduction.